UGCAGAGCAGCAGGAUCUCGCUGUGCUGCUUCACAGAAAACAGAAAGCAAGGCUUUUUAAUUGACUUUCUUUGCCCAGUAAGAGCAGUAACAAAUGUUAAAGCAGAUGGGAAGAACAAGCCAAGCUGUGCUAAUAAUUUUCUAUGUGUUAAUGACUGUUAAAGCUUUUGAAAUGGAGAUUGUACCUGCUGACAGAAUUGUUGCACAGAUUGGAGAAACACUCGUGCUCACAUGCAAUACUACUGGCUGUGCAUCACCAAGUUUUUCCUGGAGAACCCAGAUGGACAACCCCCUUGGAGGAACAGUGAACAGCCAUGGGACUUACUCAACCUUGACUAUGAAUCCAGUUAGCAUUGCGAAUUCUCACGAUUAUCUGUGUACUGUCUUCUGUGGUGAGAAAGGGAAAAAAGAGAAGAGUAUCAAAGUUGAACUUUACUCUUUCCCCAGUGAUCCUAUCAUUGAGAUCAGCCGAUCUGUAGGUGCUGGAGAACCAGUCACUGUCAUCUGUAAAAUUCCUGAUGUGUAUCCUCCUGAUCGCCUGGAAGUACUCCUAAAGAAAGAGGAACAGGUUCUUCUUGAGAAAAAUUUUUAUGACCAUGGCCGCACAAAUACACAGACCAAAACUGUGACAUAUUCUUUUAAUCCCACGGCUGAUGAUAUUGGGAAAGAGAUUGCCUGUGUGGCCGGUUUACCAAUUGCUGAAAUGGACUUUGAACCCAAAGAAAGAGUAACUUCUCAGAAACUGAAUACAAACUUUGGUCCACAAAAUACUGUCAUUACUGCAUCUCCAGGCAACUCGCCCAUGGUGGGAGACUCUCUAAAGCUCACUUGUGUGACUGAGAGCAAUCCACCACCACAAAUAGUUUGGAGAAAACAUCUGGCUGAUGAAAGCAUUCAGCAUCUGGUAGAAAAGAAUGUCCUUUCUAUUCCCCGUGCCCGUUUCGCUGAUUCAGGACUGUACAUCUGUGAAGUCAUUAAUCUGGUGACUAAUGAAACAGAGAAAGCAACUGUGGACAUCGUUAUACAAGGUGCUCCAAGCAUUGCAGAACUCUCCAUUGAGCCUUCUGCAACAGUUCAAGAAGGAGAAGCUGUUUCCAUACAAUGUUCUGCUGAGAGUAACCCUCCUCCCAAUAUCAUUUUAAGGAGAAAAUCUGACAGUGGAGACCUGCGGCCUUACGCUGAGGGGAGAAUUUUCCUUCCUUCUGUGACAUUCCUAGAUGGAGGAAACUACGAAUGUGUAGCAGAAAAUAAGUUUGGGAAAAGUAAACGUGAAAUAGUAUUUAAUGUGGAAUAUGGACCGAAGAAUACAAUGAUCUCUGUUAUCCCUGCUGCUGCUGUUAAAGAAGGAGAAACUGUGAUGAUGAAUUGUACUAGUUCUGGCAAUCCGGCUCCAGUGAUCUCUUGGAAGAAAAAGAACGCCACUGGGGAGUCUGAGAAAAUUUUUCAAGAUGCAAUUUUAACUCUACAGAACAUACAAAGUCAAGAUCUGGGGCUUUAUGAAUGUGAAGCUUAUAACCAAUUUGGCAAAGAAGAAAAAGCUGUGGAAUUACUUCUUCAAGUUCCUCCCCAAAAUGUUACUGUGUCAGUGUAUCCAUCAGAAAAUGUCAAAGAAGGAGAAAAUGUCACUAUUAUAUGUAGCACAUACAGUAACCCACCACCACAGAUGAUCCUGAAAAAAGUCCAUCGGGAGAAUGAGAUUAUUCUGCCAUCAGUGAAUGGAACCUUUAUACUCUACAAUGUCACCAAAAAUGAUACAGGCAGAUAUUUGCUUGAUGUUUUCAACGAGGUUGGAAACAACAUCCAAGUGAUUGAGAUAGCUGUUGAGGGAAGAUUGGAAGAAAGACAUCAAAUCCUACCAGUGAUUAUUGCAUUCUCCUGCGUAACAGCAAUAGCAGUGCCUAUAGUUGCAAUUUUGAUCUACGUGUCAAGACAAGGAAAGAUAAAUGGAUCCUACAAUCUUGUAAAAGCACUCAGACUGAAAGUGUGA
Messenger RNA from Pelecanus crispus (Dalmatian pelican), 1986 nucleotides. NCBI's taxonomy places the organism in Eukaryota, Metazoa, Chordata, Aves, Pelecaniformes, Pelecanidae. The record is from RefSeq and is a predicted model, not a curated record.